Porites evermanni is the source of this 425-nucleotide messenger RNA. The record is from the annotation of a GenBank genome assembly. NCBI's taxonomy places the organism in Eukaryota, Metazoa, Cnidaria, Anthozoa, Scleractinia, Poritidae.
AUGUCAAAGCCAAAAGGGGUUACAAGGAGUCCUUUGACAAAAGGAAUGGCUAGAGAGAAUUACCAAAGCUACAGCCGGGAGACUGGGUCAGAGCCAAACUGGAGAAUGAGAAGCAGUGGACCACAGAAGCUGAGGUCGUCAGUGAAGACCAAAGUCCCAGGUCAUACAUCAUAGACACUGGUGGUCGAAGGUUGCGAAGGAAUCGUAGGCAUCUUGGAAAGGUCCCUACACCCGCUCAUCAUGACACAUCAGGGGACGAGUCCCCAAUUCCGGAUAUCAAUGGUGAGCCUACUCCCAAGCUUGUCCAGGUGGAGGAUACCAACGUUCCUGAAAGCAGCAACACCAGCCCUUACAAAAGAGAUCAGAUCGCGAUUCCAGAAAAGAGAACCUCAAGUGGUAGACUUGUUACGAAACCUAUUCGUUAA